AUGGGUCGUAUGCACAGCAAGGGAAAGGGUAUUAGCGCCUCUGCUAUUCCCUACAGCCGUUCUGCUCCUGCCUGGUUGAAGACCACCCCCGACCAGGUCGUUGACCAGAUCUGCAAGCUCGCCAGAAAGGGUGCUACCCCUUCCCAGAUCGGUGUUGUCCUCCGUGACAGCCACGGUGUUGCCCAGGUCAAGGUUGUCACUGGUAACAAGAUCCUUCGUAUCUUGAAGUCUAGUGGCCUCGCUCCCGAACUCCCCGAGGACCUUUACUUCCUGAUCAAGAAGGCCGUCGCCGUCCGCAAGCACCUUGAGCGCAACCGCAAGGACAAGGACAGCAAGUUCCGCCUCAUUCUCAUCGAGUCUCGUAUCCACCGUCUGUCCCGCUACUACAAGUCCGUCGGUGUCCUGCCCCCCACCUGGCGUUACGAGUCCGCCACUGCCAGCACCCUUGUCGCUUAA
This is a messenger RNA of Aspergillus udagawae, 456 nucleotides long. RefSeq names its product 40S ribosomal protein uS15. The coding region runs from base 1 to 456 and encodes 151 amino acids. Gene Ontology annotation, cellular component: nucleolus; cytosolic small ribosomal subunit; ribosome. Gene Ontology annotation, biological process: translation. The transcript is spliced from 5 exons. The record is from RefSeq and is a predicted model, not a curated record. Gene Ontology annotation, molecular function: structural constituent of ribosome; small ribosomal subunit rRNA binding. Lineage: Eukaryota; Fungi; Ascomycota; Eurotiomycetes; Eurotiales; Aspergillaceae.